This is a messenger RNA of Cuscuta epithymum, 481 nucleotides long. The record is from the annotation of a GenBank genome assembly. Lineage: Eukaryota; Viridiplantae; Streptophyta; Magnoliopsida; Solanales; Convolvulaceae.
UUUUGUUCUAAAACAGGACACACUGAAGAAAAGUGCUUCAUCAAGCAUGGAUAUCCCGAUGGAUGGCUAGAACGGCGACGUAACGGAGGUAAAGCUCGGGGACAGUCUAGACAAUCCGGAAGCAAUGCAGGUUCAGUCAACCUUCAGAACAACUCCUCUAAUCAGCAACCGAAGGCCAAUGUUGCACAUGCGGGAGAAAUUGCCGCUGAUCUCGGUGAUAUCCGUUUGCAUGGACCAAGUCUCGAGGAUCAGGAUUGGUGUGGGUGAGCAGUCCGGUGGACUUUUCUACCUGGCAAUGGGGGAACGAGUACGUAUACAUAAUGCAACCCAUUUGGAUGUUGGAGAGCUUUGGCAUGCACGUUUGGGACAUCCGUCAUUGCAAGUUUUGAAUUUUUUGCCUCAAGUUAACGGUAGCUCUAGCAAUUUAUUUAAUAAGCCAUGUGAUGUUUGUCAUCGGGCAAAGCAAACUCGUUCCGUUUUU